Messenger RNA from Aspergillus calidoustus, 567 nucleotides. The record is from the annotation of a GenBank genome assembly. Lineage: Eukaryota; Fungi; Ascomycota; Eurotiomycetes; Eurotiales; Aspergillaceae.
AUGAACAAGAGGAGACCAUCCCUGGAUGUAGACAUGGGACCGCGGCACAUACCCAUCGCCACCAGGAGCUACAUUGGCACCUCGUCGACUCACACGGCCGGUGGUGGGCCUGAAGCUCAGCCAGACGGGCUCCCUGGCUUACCCGUGCGCAUCUCAACCGCGAAAUUCGACGGCCUCGUUCUGAUUUUGAGGGCGUUCACGCACUCAUGGAACUACCGUUCGGCGGUCUUGUUCGGGCACGCAGCGAUCGUUGCGGAUGAGGCAGAAAAGCUAUGGGCGCUCAAGCUCAUCACCAACAAGCUUAUCCCAGGCCAAUGGGAUCAAGUGCGCAGUCCGCCAACCACUGCAGAGCUUGUGCAGACGCAGAUUUUGCGGGUGCGGGUCAAGAGUGGGAGUGUAAAGGUCCGCGCUGGACCGCCAGCGGACGACAGGGCCGACCUCGAAAACGCGCAUGUGCAGGCAAAGUGCUGGGCAGGCUACGUACCGGUGGUCGAGCACAUGCUACAGCCAAUUCAAAGCGCUUAUAUCAACAUUCGGGAGGUCCCAGAGCAUGUUAAGAGCCUCUAG